AUGGUAUUUCAUCCUCCAGAAUGGGUUCCCCAAAUGCCGUCGAUACCAGACUCUACUCCAAUUCUUGACUUCCUACUGCAAGAAAAGUUUGGGCGUCAUAAGUUAUCCCAAUCCCAUUCACCCUUUGUUUGCGGAAUUUCGGGGAGAGAGUAUAGCGUACAUGAAGUUAGUGAACGGACGACAUUAAUCGCAAAAGGUCUCCUAAAGAGCCUUGAAUGGGAAAUCGAUUCCAGGAAGCAAUGGGAAAAAGUAGUGGGAGUUUUCGCUUUCAAUAGUAUUGAUACUCUUCCGGUUGCAUGGGCUGUACAGCGUCUGAACGGCAUUGUCACUCCGGUCAAUGCCAUGAGUACCGCUGAGGAGCUCACUUCCCAACUACGCUCUGCAGGUGCAAAAGCGCUUUUCACUUGUGCUUCGCUGUUACCUACUGCAAUAAGAGCUGCAGAUGUUGUUGGAAUCCCACGUCGGCAUAUCUUUUUGCUGGAAGUAGCAACUGACCAAGAAAAUUAUAGUUCAAGCUACUUCAAAACAGCUUCGAGAUUGGCUGCCGAAGGUCAGAGUCUCCCUCCACUUGAGCCAAUUGGAUGGUCACCCGGUCAAGCGAAAACGCAAGUAGCGUUCCUCUGCUACUCCAGCGGCACGUCUGGAACACCCAAAGGCGUCCUCAUUUCCCACUACAAUGUAAUUUCCAACAUCAUCCAGAUGCACGCCACGGAGCGCAGUGUACGCAAGGAAAGGCUACAUUCCACACGCAGCACAGAGUUGGAUGUUGGCAUAUGUGUUCUACCGCUGAGCCAUAUUUACGCGUUGGUUGCAAUCGCCCAUACCAGCUUCUAUCGAGGCGAUAAGUGUGUCAUAAUGCCGAGAUACGAAAUAAACGGCUUUCUACAAGCUAUUGAAAUGUUCAAAGUUAGCUUACUUUAUUUGGUUCCUCCCAUCGUUCUCAAUAUCCUGCAAUCUCCUACACUAGUCAGCAAGUAUGACCUCGGUACUAUAUCUGCCGUCUUCACAGCUGCAGUACCAUUAGGAAAGGAAAUGGCGCUGGCCCUCGAGCAGGUUUUCCCACAGUGGAAGAUUCGUCAGGCUUACGGUCUUACGGAGUCAUGUGUUGUUGCAACCAAUAGUGUUGAAACUGACAUCUCACCCGGCUCGUCUGGCUCUCUAAUUAGUGGAUAUGAAGCGAAACUACUUACUCCUGAUGGUAUCGAGAUAACAGCUCUGGAUACCCCUGGAGAGCUCUAUCUACGCUCCCCUUCUAUUACUUCUCUAGGUUAUUUCCGAAAUCCUGAAGCUAGUAAGGAAACGUUCCUUGAAGAGGGAUGGCUGAGAACUGGUGAUGAAGCUAUGUUCAGGCUGAGUGAGAAAGGCAAUGAACACUUAUGGAUUACCGAUCGUUUGAAGGAGUUGAUCAAGUACCAGGGUUUUCAAGUAGCACCUUCUGAGAUAGAGUCUCACCUUCUAGCACACAUUGCAGUUGCAGAUGUAUGCGUUAUACCUAUUCCAGAUUCACGGACUGGAGAGACGCCCAAAGCCUACGUAGUGAAAGCAGGAGAUUGCCAGGGAAUAGAUGACGUGAGCCUCGGGGAGAUACUCAAAGUACAUGUCCAAGAAGAGAAGGCUCGGUAUAAGUGGUUGAAAGAGAUAGCAUUUGUUGACAGAAUUCCAAAGAGUGCAACAGGGAAAACUCUCAGAAACGUGGUUAAAGAAUGGGAGAGAAGUUUGCGUAGGCACGAAGGGCCAAGGCUAUGA
Bipolaris oryzae ATCC 44560 is the source of this 1746-nucleotide messenger RNA. RefSeq lists its product as uncharacterized. Gene Ontology annotation, molecular function: CoA-ligase activity. The record is from RefSeq and is a predicted model, not a curated record. The transcript has 5 exons. NCBI's taxonomy places the organism in Eukaryota, Fungi, Ascomycota, Dothideomycetes, Pleosporales, Pleosporaceae. Bases 1 to 1746 code for a protein of 581 amino acids.